GGCGACGUCGUGGCGAAUCUGGGACCGAAUCCUUGUUCGAUUCCGGGUGAACGUACUUCUCGCAUCGAUCUUUAUAUUGCUCGCGAUUGCUACUUCUGAAACAGGGCAUCUCGUCGGAACAGGAAGGUGAGUAUGAUGGGGGACAGUCUAGGAAUAUUGUCGAUAAGCUAGCUACUCCUUCAAUCACAAUCGUCAAUUCUCUUGGCUUAUUUUACACCAGACAUAGCCAGGCGGACCGGGUCGCGCAGUCAUUUUCCCCUCCAUAUUCCUGAGAUCCUCAUAGGCUCGAUGCCCAAGGAGGUUCCUGUCAAACUCGGUCUGAAGGCCCUGCACAAAUUGAUCAAUACAGGUACAUCGACAAAAAGCUAGGCGCUACCCUGGCGCCUUUACGUGCACUUGUUUGUGGCCUUCAGUAGCAUGAGAAAAGGAGAGAUCAGACUACAUGUCAGCUGAUAAAAUCACUCUCACAAUCCGAGAUGGGAAUUGCACUAAAGUACAUAGAGCUAGUAAGCCCCAACAAGGCAAUUUCGAAUACACAGAGGUCAAGUCGGACGACCGUGUCCAGGCGACCCUCGCGCGACACUUUGAGUUCAAUGUCAUGGUGCCGCAGCUCCGUCUUCUUGUUGCACGUCCCUGUUGCUAGCCGAUGACAAUGGAAAGUUUGUUCGCAUCCCGUUCCUUUUGGCCAUUCUAUUUCGCGUAAGGUCUACGAUGCGUUGUAGGGGUGCAAAGAUGCAACUGCGUCAUUUGCCAUGCCGUUAUCAAUCUGAGUAGGGCCAAGUCCAGUAAACCCAGAGCUCGACCCCUCGGAGCCGGAGGUUCCUUGUUCCCCUGAGCGAUCGGAGCCCCUAUGUGGACGAUUCUGGAUAUAGCCUGGUGUCUGCUUGGGUCGAUGCAGAACCUUUGCAACAUACAGUCGACCUCGUUUCUCGAUAUCUAUCUACCCGUUCACAUCAAACUUUGGUCGCUGGGGUCGAAGGGGCCCGUCGAUGGAUCCGAACAGCCAGUUUGGGAGAUCAUGACAUCAAACCAUGCGAGAUCUGGCGCUUUUCAUUUUCUAACAAGGUCCAAAGCUUGUUACUUGCCGAAGACCUAAAUAGUCAUAUUGAGGGCUGAAGAAAGGAUGUGAUAAGUUUCAUAUAGCGCCGUAAAUUGCUCAAGCCUCCGCUCGAUUGUUUCUCCUCAACAGGAACACCAUACUUCCUGCAGCGCUGCCUCUGUUCUAACUCCUUAUAGGUUCAGAACAGCAUCAUUCAUUCAAUUGACAGAUCAAACCGGGGGGACCAUACUCAUUUUGUUUCGCUUUCCGGCAAGCCCAAUGCACCGCGUUUGCCGUUCCAGACGUUUUACGUUGGUCCCUCUAUGAUAUUUUCUAUUGGCCUUUGUGGCAGUGAGGCGUGCCUGAAGGGAGCCCAUUGGCCGCACUAGCGUUUGCCGGAAGUACAUAUGAAACGACUCGUCUGGUUUUUGACUCAAUACCCUCCUCCCGCUAAUUCCAGCUAUGUCGGACAGACGCUCUCAGACUAUACCUCCCAAUCCCAAUGCCUACACCCUGGCACAGUGGAACGGAGACCCUCAAUAUCCGUCACCUUAUUCGAAUUCAGCGAGUCAGUACCCCGCGCCUUCUAACCCUCAUCCUUCUCUCCGGAACCACCAUAUAAUGGCCCAGCAGUCUACGUCGUAUGACUCCCUAAUCGCGGCGCAGACAAUGGAAUACCACACCUUGGAUAGAACACACCCCUAUUCCCAUGACCGGCAGUCAUCCAUGUCGAUACCGCAGCAUCCGUACGCAGCGAUCGACCGCCAUGGAGCCCCGAUUCAGCAGCCUUCAGCAGCAAAUAUGCACCCAAAUUCGUCACAUCCGUACACCACUCCUCGGACGCAUGCUAUACCUCAUUCGUACGCAACUCAACAGCCCUACGGGACGUCUCAGACGAUUCCACAUCAGACCGCCAUGCCCAUGUCUCAGUAUCCCCCUCAGGUAGCAUUUUCUCCAUCGCUCGAAGAUCUAUCGCAGUAUCCUGCUUCCCCACAACGACCUUUCUCGUGCGAUAUGUGUGCACUGUCGUUCAAUCGACAGCACGACCUGAAACGGCAUCGAGAUACGCACACGGGAGAAAAACCUUUCUUAUGCAGUGGGGGCUGCGGAAAGACAUUUACGAGAAAGGACGCACUGAAGAGGCAUCAGCUCGUAAAGCGCUGUGGUAUCGACGAAGGGGCAUAAUGAGGAUCUAACUGGAGAUCAACUUAAGAUACAUACCCGCUAAUGCGCAGACUUCCCCGUAGCAUACUACACAAAUCUAGACACAUCAAACGACACCCGGACUCCGAGUCGCAAGAGACACACGCUGUAUUAUAUCUGUACAAUAGAACGGACAGUGUGCUCGCUAUAGUAAACAUUAUAUCAGGCUAUGUAUACAACAUAUGUAUGGAUGUAGAUUCUCUCACCUUGAAAUAAUAUACCUCACUUAUUCU
This is a messenger RNA of Somion occarium, 2475 nucleotides long. The record is from the annotation of a GenBank genome assembly. NCBI's taxonomy places the organism in Eukaryota, Fungi, Basidiomycota, Agaricomycetes, Polyporales, Cerrenaceae.